Molecule: messenger RNA, 3075 nt
Organism: Camelus dromedarius (Arabian camel)
Lineage: Eukaryota; Metazoa; Chordata; Mammalia; Artiodactyla; Camelidae
Gene: GSAP
Product: gamma-secretase activating protein
Exons: 23
Coding region: 4-2187 (727 amino acids)
Biological process (GO): positive regulation of amyloid-beta formation
Cellular component (GO): trans-Golgi network
Source: RefSeq, a predicted model, not a curated record
CCUAUGUAUCCUUUUUUUCAGGCCCAACUGUAUACAGUUAAAAAAGCUUUACCUGGCAGGCCUCAUGGGAGAAAAGCUGCCCUCCCCGAACCAGACUUGGUGCAUAGUCAAAGCACUGCGGUCCCUGAAGACGUUUUAGAAAACAGUUAUGACAGCCUACGUGUACUAAAUGUUGAAAGAAAUGGAAAUAUUAUUUAUACUUGUAAGGACAAUAAGGGAAAUGUUUUCUUUGGAUUGUAUGAUUACCAAACCAAACAAAAUGAGCAUCUCUAUACAUUUGAGAAAGACUUGCAAGUUAUCAGUUGCUCUGUCAACAGAGAGAGAACUUUGCUGGCUGCAAGUUUAGUUCAAGCUGCUAAAGAUGGAAGAAGAAAUGAGCUUCAGCCAGGAUCAAAGUGCUUAACUUUGUUGGUCGAAAUCCACCCCGUUAACAAUGUGAAAGUUCUAAAAGCAGUGGAUAGCUGUAUCUGGGUACAGUUUCUCUACCCACAUGUUGAAAGCCACCCUCUGCCAGAGAAUCAUCUGUUACUGAUUUCAGAAGAGAAAUAUAUUGAACAAUUUCAUGUCCAAGUUAUCCAAGAAGAUGGAAACAAAGUGGUGAUUAAAAAUUCUGGCCAUCUCCCAAGAGAGAGAGUAGCCGAAGAUUUUGUCUGGGCUCAGUGGGACAUGUCUGAGCAGAGACUGUACUACAUUGAUCUGAAGAAAUCAAGGAGCAUCUUAAAAUGCAUUCAGUUUUAUUCGAAUGAGCACUUUACCGUAAUGUUUGAAGCACCCUUGGACAUAUCAUUAAGUGACUCAGGAUUCAAACUUGUCAACUUUGGAUGUGAUGAUCUUCGAGACCAAGAGAAAUUGUCCAAACAUCUGACCUUGUAUGUUUUCACCAACCGUACAGGAAGUUUGUGUGUAUGUUACUGCCCGAACAUUGACUCUUGGGAGCGAAUCACAUAUUCAGUGUUUUACUUUCAUAAAGGACAUAGCAAGACCUUCACUGUUGCUCUUGGAAGUGUUGAUUCACGUGUUACAAAGGGCAUUACUUUUCUCAACCUUGACUAUUAUGUGGCUGUUUACUUACCUGGUCAUUUCUUUCAUCUACUUAACAUUCAGCACCCAGACCUGAUCUGCCACAGCCUAUUUCUGACAGGAAACAAUGAAGUGAUUGAUAUGCUACCUCACAGGCCUUUCCAGUCGCUGUCGGGGCCCCUGGUCCUGGAUGGGGGCUCUGGGAAGCUCUAUAGGGUGCUCCUCAACCAGUCAUAUUUAUUGGAGUUCCUGCGGGACACCCGGCUGGACUGUGAAAGGAUGGCCUUGCUGCACUGCGUGCUCUCGUGUGGCCGAGACCCACAGCGACUGGAGGCCAAGAUUAUUCAGUGGAUUUCUGAGAACAUCUCGGCCUGCCAUUCAUUUGACCUCAUUCAGGAAUUUUUAAUUGCUUCUUCAUAUUGGAGCAUCUAUCCAGAGACAAGUAACAUGGAUAAACUUUUGCCAUAUUCCUCACUGCUCACCUGGAAUACAGAAAUUCCUGGAAUAACCCUUGUGACAGAAGAGAUCCCAUUGCCUCUUAUGAAGGUGCAUAGCUUUAAGGGAUACUGGGAAAAACUGAACUCCAACCUGGAAUAUGCUAAGUACUCCAAGCCACACUUACACUAUAACAACGGCGUGGUCAGGAGAGAGUGGCACAGCCUGAUCUCAGAAGAGAAAACAGGAAAAAGAAGUUCCCUGGUGUAUGUGAGGAAUAUUCUUGAUAAUGCAAUAAAGGUGAUUUCUAACCUACAAGCAAAGACUUUGGCUGCAAGCACAGCCCAUGUGAACUGGAAGUCACUGCGUCACCCCGGGGGACCCAGGCUGUCCAAGUCCAGGCCUGAAGCCAGGGGUCCUGCCACCAGCACCAGGCAGGAGCCGUCGGGCAGGGGCGUGAACGUGUGUGCUUCAGGCUCACCCCGUCUGCGGGCAGGGGUUGGCAGUGUGGGGGAUGCUGCAGGUCUGGCCAAGGUUUCUGUGUGUCCACUGCUCCCGUCCGCCCUGUUAGAGCGCCUUCUGUCCCAGUGCUUCAGGCCUGUUUGCGUCCCGUUACUGGUCACGCUCUCUCCCGGCACUUCAGGGAACUCGCUCCUGCCUCUCACAUGCUCUGCUUGUGCUCGUUUCCUAGGAAGGAUGUCAUCACUGUCAGAAACAGAACGUUCCCUGUGAAAGUCAGGGCUCUAGUUUUCAGUGUUUCAUCUUAAUCAUGAACGUUGUGUGGGAAUCAGAUAGAAUUUAUCCCAAGGGGUCAAGAGGCAUCCAUGCCCUCCCACAGUGGGUCAUCGGCCCCUGACCAGGUGUUCUGGGAAAGGACAACAUGAAGGUGCUGUGAGGGGGGUGUCAGGGCAGAUCGUCCUGGAGACAGUGUCUGCCUGCCCCCCUCCCUCUGUCUUGCUGGUGCAUUGCACAUCACAGUGGAGACAGUGCCAUUUGAUUUAACCUCACAUGCCACUUGUCCAUCUUGAUCUAGUUACCUUUUCAGCCCACUCACUUGUGCUGGUAGUUCUUAUUUGCCACAGUCUUUGACUGGUCCCCUCGUUAGUAACGCCCAGGUCAGUAAGCCAUGAGUUGGGGUCAGGAAGAAGGGAGUCGUGAGAUCCUUCCACCAAGUCCCUGUCCCUGCGUUUAUGGCUCCCUUAGGGUUAAGAGAGGACCCAAGUCAUUCAGUCUUCUGUGAAGCAGAGGUUCUCAGUGGUGAGUCUUCUCACUGAAGAGAAAUCAAAGCCAGAGACUGUCGGUGUUGGGAACGUGUUCUAUGUCUCCUUUCUUUCUUUCCCAGUCUCUACCUCUCUCUGGUUCACAGAGCUCUCCACAUCUCUCCUGAGUGAUAAGUUCUAGCUUGUAGGAUCAGGUCACACUGUAUGAAAAAUUUUUAUCUCAUCAGGGAAAUAUUAUGUUUUCCCAAUGACUCAGAGAAGGGAAACCCAGGCUAGUGCCUUGUCCUUCUAGCGCAUUUCCUGAAAACCACCCUGCUUGACUGCUGUUCUGUUUAAUUUCAGAGCCACGGUUAACACCCCUCUUACAGGAGGAAGACAACCACCAGAGGCUGCUUAUGGG